Messenger RNA from Paramuricea clavata, 4531 nucleotides. The record is from the annotation of a GenBank genome assembly. NCBI's taxonomy places the organism in Eukaryota, Metazoa, Cnidaria, Anthozoa, Malacalcyonacea, Plexauridae.
AUGUACUCCAGUGAAACUAGGUGAAACAGAUUUAAAUUGUCUACUUUACGCAAACGACUUUGUCAUAUUAUCUGAAUCCAAGUAUAUAGUUUACAAAAUUGUCUCACGAAACUUGAAUUUUACACCAGUAAAGUAAGUUGCUUUACUGCAGUCCUUUUCUGGGCUUUACUGGCUACUGUUCUUUGCAUACUUCAUACGACAAGGAACCAUUACUAUCUUAGCCCUACAUGUCCCGUGUGUUUUAGUAUUUUCCCCCGGUCCCACCAGGAGAGCCAUGGCACACCAGCAUUGCUAUAGUCUGUGAGAAUUGCGUGAGAUAUGUACAUGCAGAUGUACUGUAUUUUCAUGAUACGUAAUGGUGUUUUUUCUACUUAUAUAGGUAUAAACGUAUUGGUAUCAUUGGUGCUAUAAUGAUUGUACGAAGUAUGGCUAAACCCAGGUUGGUAUUUUAAGCAACCGUACUUUAUUUAUUUAUUUAUUUAUAAAUUCAGUAUAAAUUAUUACAAAUAGAUUAUAAUAGUUCCACAUGGCAGAAUAACAAGAGGAGGACACGAAGUCCCUUUCGAGGUCAAAUUCUUAAAAUUGAAGAGCAGUGCAGGAUUCUUGCAAUAUUUCAGACAACCUAGUGUAUACGAAUUGUCUCAAACGUGAAGGUGGGGGUAGGUUUCUACAAUAGUUGUUUUACUGGUUUGUGUCUGAACUACCUGACAAAGGCAUUAAAGACUGUUUUUGAUCCUUUAAAGUAUCUUUAAAAGUGAUCUUUUUUUCAGUGCAUGAGCUCUGACCAAACCGAACCCUUAUCUUUAUGAAUUGACUGUUUGCUUCAUUAUGUAUUUAACUAAAACAUUGUUUUGACUACUUUUACAGUCCUGGGGAAGACACUCCAACGGAUUCAAGUAGUUCACAACCAAUAAUUGUCAUGAGGCAAGCAUAGUACCAUACUGUAAGAAUGAUUAUGAAGUGAAAAAAAUGCUGGUGCAUGGUCUACUAUAGAUCCAAGAUAGUGACUCGUGGGGAACAAUGCUUGUGAUAAAAGAAACUGUAGUUCAUUAUUCUCUCGGUUUGUUUCAAGUUAUCUUCGUGGGGUAGGUUGUUCGGCUUAACCCCAGUUUAACCUAAAUUCCAAAGCAAACUUCCUGACAGUUUGUAUAUAAAUUUGGAAAUAUUUUUUCAUAGAUCUUGUCUGGAUCGAUAGGAGUUUACUUCUCUAAAGUUUCGAAAGAAACAGACGUGCAGAAAUACACAAACUAAAACAGCAGAUUCAAUUUUAAGCGAGGGUUAGGGCUAACCCACCUUUGAACAACCGGCCCUGGAUGUCAUGCUUAUUUUAAGCCAUGGGUCUAUUAGGAAACCUCAAUGCAAGGUGAAGUUAAAGGGGACAACAAUUAGAGCAACCAGGAUAAGAGACAAGAACAUGAAUAGUAUGCAACAUGAACAGCAACGUAAUUCAUUUCGUUUUACACAGGUGGUCAGUCUGUUGGAUUUGGUCCGUAAUAGUAUCAAUCGUGUUCCUGAAGCGGCUGCGUUGUUUUACGACGAGAUUCCACAUUACCAAAUAACCAACUACAAUUUGCAGGCAGCGAUAUCUAACUUAAUAUUCUCCCAAUCAUAUUUCCAAUCAUAACCGUUAUCUUAUCCCUAACCCUACAGUAAUCGUGCCUUUAUCCUAAGCCAAACCUUAUAGCAAUUACCUUAACCCUGUUCAACUCUCCUUCAACUUCUCUAAUGGUCCCCUUAUGGUAGCCAAAGUCAAAUCUGAACCUCCAUACUUUGGCUGUGCAGUGCAGUGAAAAAGGGGUUAUUAGUUGUGUUGAAGCGGAUAGAAAUAACAUCAAGGAAGACCAAGCCUGAAAAUAAAUUUCCAACGGUGCCUGGAUGUCUUGUUUUAGUGGCUGAAACUAGAAGAAGCGUACGAACAAGAUAAACACACUCUACUGGCGUUCACUCAAAGAGGAGGUGUUCUCAGCCUCUUGUUACAUAGAGAAUAAUACAUGGGUGCGCGGAAAUACUAGAUUUAUCACGAGUGAGCGCAGCGAACGAGUGAGAUAUCAUGUUCAACACGAGAAAUAAAUCUGGUAUUUCCAAGCACCCAUGUAUUUUUCUGUUUAUUAUAUAAACAAAAUUCAGUGAAAAACAAUAAAACGUCUGUGGCAAUGCGUUUUACAACAAAUGAUAUUUUCACACGUAAAAAUAUCGUAUUUUUUACGUGUGUUUAAAUACAUUUUUCUCAGUGGCCAAAGAUUUUCAUGACGUAUGUUACCUUUAAUGAUCCAAAGGAUACAUGCUCAAAAAUUUUAAAGUGGAAACGUCAAAAACUCAGGUAUAGAUAAGAAAUUAAAAAUUGUAUUCGCGUAGUUUAUAAUAUUCAGCAAGUUUUAAAGUUUAUUCUGAACUUAGUGUCAAAGUGAGUUCUUUAACUUUCGGUAUAAUAUAUAAUUUAUAGACCCUCCGCUCCGGGGAUUCGGCGAUAUUUCCCUCAGUGAUGAUAUUUUCCUCGGGGCAAAGCCCCUCGGAAAAUAUCAUCACUUCGGGAAAUAUUACGCCGAAUCCCCCUCGUUCCGGGUCUAUAAAUGAUAAAUAUUUCACAUUCCAUUAUUCAAAUAUCCACUGAAUGAAUGGAAUAUGACCUCAAGCUGGAGGACUAGAUCUUGUUUCCAAACUUGUUUCCAAACUCAUUACUGUAAACUUAUUCCAAACUCAUUACUGUAAACUUUUGGAAUGCACAGCUUAAUGUUUUCCACUAAAUGUUACAAAGUUUUCGUUCAUUAAAAUGUUGUUUUAUCAGCUCUAAAAAAACAGAUAAAUCCACGAAACACUCCUAAUACUGUAUAUGUUGCCAUAUUGAUUUUCUGCGUGCAUGUUCAGACAAAUUGCUUACCUGUUCGUGGUUAGUAUAUCUGUGAAGAAAGUUUUAAAUUUAGGCAAAUCGGCGCCGUCGUAUUCUGUAACCACAAAGAGCCUGGGUAUAGCCAAUUGAAAUAAAUAGAACUGAAACGCUGCCUUCAGAUAAACUGCUUAUCUUUUUCUUGAAGCCAAAUGGUCAGGCCACGCGUGUUUGUGUCAUGAUUGACAGAUUGAGCGCUCUUCGCAUGCGUGAAAAGACUGGGACUGGCCUUCAUGUUUGGCUUCAAAUUUCAGUUCAAUGGUCUAGCCCGUUUUCUGACGUCCUGAAAAGUACGGAAGUGGUCCAUCAAAAGCUUGCCAUUUUACCAAAUUUAAACUGUCAUAAAAUUCGGAGGAUUUGCCGAAAUUCGUUUUGUUUUCGCAGAAAUACUAGAAAUCAUGCCAAGAUUUUAUAUCGAUAAGAAAACAUUUUGGGGUUUAAUAGGAACACUUUAAAACUACUUGCACAUUAAUCCGUUUUCGAAUAGCUUCGUUUCUGAAAUUUCGAAAAUGGAUAAUGUGUAAUGGCCAUUGAAUAAAUAAUUAUGUUUGUUCCUUUCUCCAGCUUCGUUAUGCUCGAUUGAACCUUGUGUUAACAAUGGGACUUGCCGUGAGCACAAUGAUGACAUCACGUGUACCUGCGCCAGCGGUUUUACUGGCAAGCGGUGUGAGGCGAAGAUUAUAGGUAAGACCACUGGAUACUGAUUAGACAGCCGUGUGUCAACACAAUCUCUUCUUACGUAUGAUGAUAUACAUCAUAUGGCCAUAAAUUUAUGAUGUAUACCAAACGGGUGUAUACCUUUUAUUUGUGAGCAGGGGCGUAACUUGGGUUUAAGAGGUGUGGUCAGAAAAGAACGUAGAGAUGCUGGGAAACUGAAAGGUUUAUAAGAGUCCUCAGAGGUAGCGUCAAAGACACCAUCCUCGUCCUCAGGAUAAGGAUAAUUUAAUUUUUGCCACAGAUGUCAGUUAUAUACAAGUUGUCGGUGGCAAGGAGGCAUAUCGCUUGUAAAUAGGAUGUCUCCUCGAAGCAGUUAUAUCAGAAGAUAAUAUAAAUCAUAAAAAGGAUAAGUUAAAAUGCGGUCAGGAAAAACGUAAUUAGGCAUCUAGCAAGUAUUCCAAAAUUCUAUUCCUGAAGCAAUUUAUCGUAUGUGUACUUCUGACAAACUCUGGGAGAGAAUUCCACAAUUUGUGACCUUGCCGAAUAGGAUGGUGAACUGCUUUACAUUAGUUCUGCAUGCAUGAGCUCGGUAUGAACUCUAGGAACUUUUAGGUUUUCUUGUUCUCAAUCAACAUGAUUUGAAUGUAUUUUCGCCCAACAAAUAUUUGAAUAUCUGCCCUACAAAGUUGCUUUUCACGCCCUUGUUUGUGAGUAACCAACCCUAUCCCUUAUCCGGAGUCUAACCUUGACCCUAACCGGGACAUGCCAAGGCCAGGCCAUUAUGUUAUCGGGAGAAGAAUAAUAGUAUUAUUCUUAUUCUCUAGGCUCGUUAUGUGCCAUUCAACCAUGUGUUAACAACGGGACUUGCCACGAGAAAGGUGACGACAUCACGUGUACAUGCGCCAACGGCUUUACUGGAAAGCGGUGUGAGGCAAAGAUUAAAGGUAAGACCGCUGAACACUGAUCUGCAACGUAGAUCCCCGUUCAAAC